This is a messenger RNA of Seminavis robusta, 2220 nucleotides long. NCBI's taxonomy places the organism in Eukaryota, Bacillariophyta, Bacillariophyceae, Naviculales, Naviculaceae. The record is from the annotation of a GenBank genome assembly.
AAGAGUCAGAAGCUGUCCUUUUUUCUUGUCCAACUGAACCUCUUUUUGUGAGAAAGAAGCCACAAGGCACCAAGCUCUGAUCGACAAAUAUUGAGCAACGGGAAGCAGUGUCUGGGCGCAUACCAAAAAGAUUGUAAUCAGGAAACAUAUACGCAACAAUGAGACGUCUCGUAGCAGCUGUAUGUUUUUUGGUAGCGCUGCAGCAUGGAGAAGCUAGUUCUAUCAGACGCCUCAAAGGGCACAACAGGAAGCUUCAAACAAAUUCAGUUACGCUGACGAGACCACCAGAUCCUAAACAAAGCCAAGAGGCGAAAACCGGCUCAAAGGCACCCACGAAGCAACCAUCCACAAAGGCUCCAACCUCCAAAGCGCCCACUGGGUCGACUGGAACCAAAUCACCAGUCGCGUAUGCUGCUACCAACGAUAUAGUCUAUGACCAUUGGGUAAGCCCGUCGGAAGAUUACGACUCUAAUGAUGCCGCUCCCAAAGGAGGCGGUGGCGGAGGAAACAAGCAGAAGGAAGAAGAAAACCGCCCUCCAAGACCAUCUGGAACUUCGCCCGAUACGCAGCCAAAGGGAGGCGGAGGAGGAAAUAAAGGCAGUGGUGGAGGGGGCAACAAGAUAAAAGGCGUGAGUGGCGCUGCAAAAGGUUCGCAGAAGGGAGGAAGCAGUGGCAACAAGACGAAUAACAAACAGAGUAGCAACACGAACAAGUACAGCAAAGAUACGGGAGGAUACGAUUCACCUGAUGGCGGUAGCUAUGACAACUUUCCCGUUGGACCCGGAAACAAGGCGAGUGGAGGAGACUACAAGAGUGCUGGAUACAAUAGUGCUAGCUACAAGAGCGGUGGUGGCAACAAGGGCGGUGGCGGCUACAAGAGCGGUGGUGGCAACAAGGGCGGCGGCGGCUACAAGAGCGGCGGCGGCGGUGGAGGGAAGGAAUCGUCAUACAAGGGGGGCGAUGACAAAGAGCCUGAUUACAUCCGUCCUGGAGGAGGAGCAGGACCAGAGGCUCCUGAGGUACCUGGUUAUGUGAGCGCCGGUGGCACCCCUUACACCGGAGUUCCGAUCAGCCGAUUUGCGUUGCUAUAUGACAUUGAUCACAGCCUGGGAAUGCCAAUGACGGCUGACUACGAGCAAGUCCACGAGAAUACCUAUCUUUGGUUGUACACUGUCAUGUUCCGUGCGUUUGGAGAUCGGAUGAGAAAUCUCAUUACUGACGACACCAGCAACAUCUAUGAAGCGAAUCAGGCCAUAACAAUUGAGUAUUCAUCCGUCGCUCUCUUUGAACCCACUGACCCAGACAUUCCAACCAGGGACGAACUGGAUCAAUUGGUCAUAGAGGCCUUCACGGGAGAAAACUUGGACUUUUAUGUUGAGAGCCUACAAGGUCUGCCCGAGGAGAAUCCAUUCAGUUCUACGACUUCUGUAGAGCUGGAGCAACCACCUCCCGGUGAAGGCAGAAGCGCCAUAGGAUCUAUCUCCAGUAGAGUUGCAACAGAGGGUAUGCUUCCGCCGUUCAUGGCCGCAGCAGCAUUCUUUGUUGUACUCGCAGGAAGUGCAGCAGCAUGGAGAUCAUCGAGGAGCGGUGGCAACAGGGAAAGCGGAGGCGGCAAGCAUUUCGACACCUACAGCAGAUCAGGCGAUACAGCUGUAACCGGUCUCGAUGACGACUUCACAACGGUUGGCCCGCUAUCCGAAAAACGAAGCUGGGACUUGCACAUUCAGGAAGAAUCGCUCAAUCAACCAAAUCUUGCGCCAAUCUCUGAGGAGCCUAUGGACCCCGAUCUCGCUCCCUUUAGUGAUUUCUUUGAUGCACCUAACUCGCCAACACGGUCCACUACAGAUGAGCACUCACAGUACUCUAUUGAAGACUUUGUCAACGAAGCAGAAAGGAACCUGCUGGGCGUUCGGAUUCGAUAUCCCGGUGGUCAAGACACAGCAUCCACCAGCAGCCUGAGCGCUGAAACAAACAGGACAGAAGAGCUCGAGACGUCCACAGCUCUGGUCCCCGCGCCUCCCUCAGCAUUGAUCCCAUUGUCAACUUCCACUUCCACCGCCAUCGUUCCGACUUCCGCAAGGGAUAUGGUGACCUAUACAACCAUUUGAUAGCUUUUCUAGCUAGCUUUGCGAGAACAUUCCCUUGGAGUGGACCCAACGGAAUCUACUAGUUUUCAUUAAUAUAAGUACAACUGUAACCAAUAUAUGUUCACCAUGUUCG